GUGGGACUUGACGAAGUGUGAAGUUGAGGUUCAGCUUGAACAUUAAUAAAGCUGAAAGUCACAAUGAGGAAGUGACAUCUCGCUGUCCACAGGAAGUAGGUGCAGCAUCUUUCUACUUUCGAGACUCAGACUUUAGAGACUCAGACUUUCGAGACUCAGACAGUAACCAGAACAAGACAGACUGAGAAUCACGAUGGACGAGUUCAAAUGGAUUCAAAUGUCUUCAUUUGUUCUCCUGACGCUUCAGUUUACAGCAGCAGCGACCCGACAGCUUGUCCUCCACUUCACUGUCAGAGAUGGAGAUCAAGUCAGUUUGCCGUGUAAUAAUAUGAUCGACGGUCAGCAGGAAUGUGACAGCACAACAUGGAUCUUCAGUGGUUUAAGACGAGACACAGGAACAGUAGAGCUGAUUACCCUCGGACAGAUUGGUGAACAGGCCAAAACCAAAUCAGACAGACUGAGUGUCACAAAGAACUGUUCUCUGGUUAUAAAGAAGGUCUCAGCUGAGGAUGUUGGUCGUUACACCUGCAGACAGUUUGACAAAUCAGGACAACAAGGUCCAGACUCUCUGGUUGAUCUGUCUGUGGUCACCAUGACUGAACGUGAGGACGCUGGUGAGGUGACAUUAAGCUGCUCUGUGUUGACAUAUGAGCGAUGUGGACACACAGUGAAGUGGCUGUUUAAUAGAACUGAUGUGGAUAAAGAAAACCACCAAGUGAAGACAUCACAGUCUUCCUGCUCUGCCUCUCUGAAGGUUCCGACUUCUCAUUUCAUUUAUGACUCGAGGUUUGACUUGAAGUGUGAAGUGACUGAUGGGGACAAAGUUCAGUUUCUCUUCAGUCCUCGGCCCUCAGGUGAGAAACCAGGUGAGGACACAACAAGAACAACAAAGCCAACAACAAAGCCAACAACAACAACAAAGCCAACAACAAAGCCAACAACUAAGCCAACAACAACAACAAAGCCAACAACAACUACAACGUCAUCAUCAACAACAACAACAGCAACAAUGACAACAACCAAUGAUAUUACAGCAGGACCACCAAACAGCAGCUGGUGGUUGUACGUCCUUGUGGCUGUGGCUUUGCUCGCACUUUUAAUAAUUGUAGUGAAAGUCAUCAGAUGGAGGAGAAGUAAAGGGAGCCAAACUGGGAUGAAGGACGAUGUUGGACUGACCUCAAACCCUGCAGGGACUCAGUCUGCUCCAGAACCCAGUCAGGACACAGCUGAUCCUGAAGACGGAGUUUCUUACGCCUCCAUCAGCUACACCAAGAAGACCAACAGGAAAGGCCGGGUUCUGCGUGAAGAUGAACAUGACGACGCAGUGACUUACAGCACUGUGAUAGCUGCUUCUUCUUCUUCUUCUGCCUCUGCUGAUCCCAGCAGCUUCUACGCCACCAUCAACAAACGGAAGCAAUAAGAGAGAACAGGACAGUCACAGCUCACAUCAGUACAGUUAUUUCACAGUGAUGACUGAUGCUGAGAAAUGUUUCACUGCUCUUUUAUCGGACCAUCAUUUUUAGGGUUUAUUGCUGUAAAAAGUCUUAUUGUCCAGCAGGGGGCGUAGUAGGUUAACUAGUGACUCAUCAUGUGGCUGUUUGAAGUGUGACUGAUUGUAUGUGGUCCAUUUUUACUUGAUGAACGUUUGGUCAGAGGCUUUAAUGUGCUCGUGUUGGCUUGUAGCUAAAAGUUUUAUUGCAGCAAGUUUAAGAUCUUUUAUCUGUUCAAUAAAUCGUUAAAUUGAAAAACAAUUUAAAA
Scatophagus argus is the source of this 1758-nucleotide messenger RNA. RefSeq names its product cell wall protein DAN4-like. The record is from RefSeq and is a predicted model, not a curated record. Gene Ontology annotation, biological process: interleukin-15-mediated signaling pathway; T cell activation; positive regulation of ERK1 and ERK2 cascade. Lineage: Eukaryota; Metazoa; Chordata; Actinopteri; Scatophagidae. Gene Ontology annotation, cellular component: membrane raft; external side of plasma membrane. Gene Ontology annotation, molecular function: MHC class II protein binding; protein tyrosine kinase binding. The coding region runs from base 194 to 1420 and encodes 408 amino acids. The transcript has 9 exons.